Messenger RNA from Periophthalmus magnuspinnatus, 4007 nucleotides. It is a transcript of the gene rap1gapb, whose product is annotated as RAP1 GTPase activating protein b. The transcript is spliced from 24 exons. Gene Ontology annotation, cellular component: cytoplasm. Gene Ontology annotation, biological process: activation of GTPase activity; regulation of small GTPase mediated signal transduction. Lineage: Eukaryota; Metazoa; Chordata; Actinopteri; Gobiiformes; Gobiidae. Bases 121 to 2316 code for a protein of 731 amino acids. Gene Ontology annotation, molecular function: GTPase activator activity. The record is from RefSeq and is a predicted model, not a curated record.
GACAACCAAAACGGAGAGAUAGAGGUGUGGAUAGACAGAGCAAAGAGAAAGAGAGAGCGAGAACGUGGUCUGAACUACUGCUUUGCUAUCUAGCUACGCUACAGGGACACUUACCACAACAUGUCUCAGAGGAAAAGGAGUUUCACCUUCGGAGCAUACGGAGGUGUGGACAAGAGCUUCUCCAGGACCAAAGUUUUAUGGAAACAAGAUGGACGUAUUCGUCGGAUCUCUGAUGAAGUAGAGCCCUCACUGGACCAAUCUCGCCCUCCAUUUCCUCCUCCCUCACUUUUAAGGAGCUCGGACCUGUUUGCCAUGAUCGAGAGGAUGCAGGGUUUCAGGAUGGAUGAGCAAAGGUGUCCACUGCCUCCUCCUCUUAAAACAGAAGAGGACUACAUCCCCUAUCCCAGUGUUCACGAGGUUCUGGGCCGCUGCAGUCCCUUCCCGCUCAUCCUGCUGCCCCAGUUUGGAGGCUAUUGGAUCGAGGGCACAAAUCAUGAGCCCAAAGACCCCCCUGAGACAGAGCAGCCCCCCUGUUCCACCUCACACGUCAAACUGGAGACCAACAGCCUCGCCAAAAUCUACAGGAAGCAGUUUAUGGGAAAGGAGCACUUUAAUUACUACACCAUGGACGCCGCUCUGGGACACUUGGUCUUUUCCAUGAAGUAUGACGUCAUCGGGGAUCAGGAACAUCUGCGGCUUAUGCUCCGCACAAGGCAAAAAACCUACCAUGAUGUGAUCCCUAUAUCUUGCCUUACUGAGUUCCCCAAUGUGGUUCAGAUGGCCAAGCUUGUUUGUGAAGAGGUUAAUGUGGACCGAUUUUACCCUGUCCUCUAUCCAAAGGCUUCCAGGCUUAUUGUUACGUUUGAUGAGCAUGUGAUCAGCAACAACUUCAAGUUUGGGGUGAUUUAUCAAAAGUUUGGACAGACAACAGAGGAAGAGCUGUUUGGAAACAUGGAUGAGAGCCCUGCCUUUGUAGAAUUCCUGGAGUUUCUGGGACACAAGAUAGAGCUGCAUGACUUUAAAGGGUUUCGCGGUGGGCUGGAUGUCACGCACGGGCAGACAGGGACAGAGUCAGUCUACACAAAUUUCCACAAUAAAGAGAUUAUGUUCCAUGUGUCCACCAAGCUGCCUUACACAGAAGGAGAUUCACAGCAGCUGCAGAGGAAGAGACACAUAGGCAACGACAUAGUGGCCAUCGUGUUCCAGGAAGAAAACACACCAUUUGUACCAGAUAUGAUACAGUCCAACUUCCUCCACGCCUAUGUGGUGGUGCAGGUGGAGAACGCAUGCACCAGUAAUGUCAUUUACAAGGUGUCUGUAACAGCAAGAGAUGACGUACCUUUCUUUGGCCCUGCUCUGCCUGACCCUGCCAUCUUUAAAAAGGGCCCAGAAUUUCAUGAAUUUCUUUUCACUAAGCUCAUUAAUGCAGAGUAUGCCUGCUACAAGGCUGAGAAGUUCGCCAAGCUGGAGGAGCGCACACGGUCCGCCCUCCUGGAGACCCUUUAUGAGGAGUUACACAUAAACAGUCAGUCCAUGAUGGGACUGGGAGGAGACGAGGACAAGCUGGAGAACGGGGGUGGAGGAGGAGGGGGAGGCUUCUUUGAAUCCUUUAAGCGGGUCAUCCGCAGCAGAAGCCAGUCUAUGGAUGCCAUGGGCCUCAGUAACAAGAAGUCCCACACAGUCUCCACUAGUCACAGUGGCAGCUUUACUCAUAAUGCCGCAGAGAGCCCCAAAACCCCAGGCAUUUCAUUGAUCAUUCCUGGAAAGAGCCCAACCAGAAAGAAGUCGGGUCCUUUCAGCUCGCGCCGCAGCAGUGCCAUUGGCAUUGAAAACAUCCAGGAAGUCCAGGAGAGAAGCCGUGAGGUGUCACCCAGCACCCAAAGGACACCAGACAACAGCCAUUUGUCACAGGAAAACAGAUCGGACAACUCAUCCAAUCACAGCUCCCCAGAGUUUCCUGCCACCAAGAACAGUCUGAACAUGUGUUGCAGAGCUCCAUCUAUCCCAGAGCACCAGGACCUGUCCCGCUCAUCCUCUAAUGCCAGUAGCUUCGCCAGUGUGGUGGAGGAGAACGAGGGGGAGGAGGAGUACGACACAGGCAUGGAAAGUGUAUCUUGUGUAACGCCACUCAAGAGGGACUCUCUGGGCUCCGGGUUUGACGACAGCCUGUCCAGUAUCAACCAGGGGAAUUUUUCAGCAGCCGCUCGUCUUCAGCAGCACCAGGAUGCGCUCAAAGGGUCAGAGCCUAAAGGGACAGACGGCUGGGCUAAGACAGAACGACCCUUACUGCAGCACAGGUCCUCCUCGCAUUCCUGACAAGGAACUACAAGCCUAGGGCAAACGUUGGCCGCCACUGAUACAUGGGAGCCGAGUUCGACACCAGACCAGAAGACUGACAUUCAUGUGGGUGUAGCCUGACUCACCCCUCCCAUUAGCUCCAUGUGGAUCCCUUUACAGACUUGAAAAAGAAAGGCCACUCCAUGUAACACUACUGAACUCCACUGUCCACUGGGCCAAACCGUAAACUUGUGUCUUUAAAUAACUGUUUUUAUUUUAGUACUGAGUUUGUACACUAUUAAUUCUUCUAUACGUUAAAUAUUGGGCGAGUAGAGAGAAUAGUCCUACUCAAAUUCAAGUCUAUGUCACCUACAUCAGUUGUUCUUAAAGUAAAUGUAGUCACUGUCACAAUGUGCUGCCAUAGCCUUUUCAGUUGUAACAAGUUCAACCGCGACCGAGCACUGCCUGUGUUACUGUUUGUACAAUAAUAUGAGCACAUGGGUGUCUAUGUCAAAUUACAAGUGAAACUUAUUUAAUGUUAGUUCUAUCUACUCUGUGUUGUGUGCCUUGUGGUCUCAAGUUGGCAUAAGGGCGGCAUUCACCAUUUAAACAAUUGACGUUAAUCAUAUUCAUAUCGAAAAAAAGUUAGUAAAUUAUUAUUCCACUUACAAAUUCUGACAUAAGUGACAAAUAAAAUCAUGUAUAUUCCAUUACAAACGUAUACUAAAAUAGCACAUGGUCUACUGUAGGCAGACAUGCAGCCGAACACCCCCCAAAAUGCCUUAAAUAUGUAGUUUUCUUUACAUUGCUAAAUGUCUUGGCAAAUUUGCAUUUAUUAAUAAUUUAGAAAUUGACUAAAUGAUGAAUGAGGCCCACUGUUUUUUAAUUAUUAUUUUUUUACUCCCUUGGCUCCACACACACUGCUUGUUGUUUUAACGUCUAUGUACUGGUGCAUGGAUAAAACUGUUGCUUGCCAAAAACCUCUCGUCUGUGCACUGAUGCCAUGCUUACAUUGACCUUUGUCUGUGUGACUUGAAAACCAGCUCAUUCUCAGAUUCAGAGAGCCAUGUUUCUUUUAUCUAAUUUAUUUGUAUUAUAUGUGUAAUAUAUGUAUGUGGAAUAAGCACUACAGAUUUCCAGUGGUUUUAAAAGGCUAAGCAAAUGGGAAUAUGAAAUACACUGUGACUUGUGGGAGGAGGCCUUUCUUCCGAUGGUGAGCUGCUGUUAAAGGAAGACCAUUGCUGGUUUUGAAUGUAAAAAAAAAAAAUAUAGACAGACAUGGAAAUAUUUGUACAAAUCUAUUGACAUAACUGCUGUAGUAUUGUGGAAAUGUCCUACUUUUGUUUUACUAUAAGAUUAGUUUUAUUUUAAUGUGUAAUUUACCACAAUGAGAGGAUACUGCAAACUUAGCCAUGUUGACUGAUAUUUUUAUAAGUACUGCCUUGAAGGAUCAAAUUUUUUUCUUUCUCUAAACUGAUAGGGUUGAGUUGACUACGCCCUCUCUGUGUUGUGAGCACAUCUGUGUCAUCCAUUCCUGUCUGUGCUUGCACUGUUUGCCAGCACCUAUCCAAACGAGACUGGGAGAAAAUCUUCUAUGUGCUUGGUUCAAAUGAUUGUAUCUCUGUUCUUGUAAACAGUCUGCUUAAGCCCUUGUUCAAAAGACAAAAUGUAAUGUUUGUAAAUAAAGCAAGCGUAAAGAUUUAAUAAACAAGAUGAGAUUGGUACAAUAC